Messenger RNA from Drosophila mojavensis, 1531 nucleotides. RefSeq lists its product as uncharacterized. The coding region runs from base 265 to 651 and encodes 128 amino acids. NCBI's taxonomy places the organism in Eukaryota, Metazoa, Arthropoda, Insecta, Diptera, Drosophilidae. The transcript is spliced from 2 exons. The record is from RefSeq and is a predicted model, not a curated record.
AGCCGAGCGAGCCGCUGGAUUCACUAAGAUUGGCUGCUUCGCUUCAGAGAGACGCCGCCAAAGCUCGUUCGCAGGGCAGUCGCGCGCAGUCGGCGCCCGCAAAUAGGCAACGCAUAAUUUGGGAUUAUAAUUUGAGCUGUUUGGCAGCCGAGUUGACAGUUAGUUUAUUUAUUUAUUUUCGUUUCGCUGCUGUUGUUGUUGUUGUUCUUGCUGUUGGCGUUAUUUGGUGAAGAAAACAUGCGAGCAGAACUAUAGCGCUGCAAUAUGGAGAUGUCGGGCUAUCAGGAUAUAAGCGCACUCGAAAAAUCGGUGGCCAAUGCUGGCAGCCAGCUGUAUACGAUGGCCCACAAACUGCACGCCGUGGAGCGCAGCCUGGACCAGACGGCCAUGGAGCAGAUGGACGAAAUGGAGGUGAUGGAGCUGCUCGAGUCGAUGACCGAGGUGAAGAACGAGUACCAGAAUCUGCGCAAGGACAUACAGGAGGUGCAGCAACUGCAGCGUGACGUCAGCACGUCCAUACGCUACCAAAUGACCAACAUGCAGCAGACAUUCCAAAUGCUAAAGAAACGCAUUGCCAGCACACAGCAGAGGCGUCGCCAUCCACGGGAUCAGCUGCCGGGCCCAGCCCCAGUUGCGGCCCAUCCCCACUGAGGCAAAGCAAACGGUGUGCAAUGUGCAUGUGUAUAUGUGUGUGUGUGUGUGUGUGUGUUAGUGGGUGUGGUAUAGUAUGGAUGUAGUGUGUGGUGUAGUGUAGUGUAGUGCUGUAGAGGACGUAGCUUUUGACCUUUGCAGACUGUUUAUGAAUUUUAUAUGAUUUUGUUGAUUAUUGAUUUUGCUUGGGUUAAUUCAACGGAAAUCAAAAUGGAGCAAAAAAAAAAACAGCCCUAUAUUAACACAAUAUUUAGAAUUAAAUGCAAAUAUCCUGUGGAGCGGAGGAGCGCGGGGCGGGUGGGGUUUAACCUGUUGCAAUACAAAUCUAAUGGCCUACACAAAAACACCUAUGGAAAUCGUGUCAAAUUGUGGAUGUAUUCCUGAUAACUAACUGAUAACAUUUUUUUACUGUCAUAUGUCUAAGCAAUCAAAUUAACACACAACCAUAUAUCAAGAGGUAACAGCUACGUUUUUUUUUUUUUUAAUAUAUACACACAAUACAAAUCUUAACUCCUUGACAAAACGCACACUUAUAUACACAACUAUAUAUAUAUAUACAUAUACAUAUAUACAUACAUCUAUGUAAGCAAUUUACUCGAAAACUCUAAAUACUUUAUAAUGCAAAUCCAAAAUGUCUGAUACCAUUUGAAAAGCAUGCACUUUUUCAAAACAAAACAAAUUUGCCUUAACAUAAUAACCAUAUUAUACUAAUUUUUGAUAUAUACGUAUUUUAAUAUUAAACUUAAGCUUAUCAUUUCUAUUACAAUGAUGGGCCUUUGAGCAAUUUUUUUUGUUUGUUUUUGUUUUUUAUAUUUGUUGUUGUUAAAUUGUAUAAGAAAUCCAAGUAAGAAGCACACAAAAAUAAACAAACCCAAAAACA